Molecule: messenger RNA, 3269 nt
Organism: Manacus vitellinus (golden-collared manakin)
Lineage: Eukaryota; Metazoa; Chordata; Aves; Passeriformes; Pipridae
Gene: B3GLCT
Product: beta 3-glucosyltransferase
Exons: 15
Coding region: 1-1632 (543 amino acids)
Cellular component (GO): membrane
Molecular function (GO): acetylglucosaminyltransferase activity
Source: RefSeq, a predicted model, not a curated record
AUGGCGAGUGAAGGGAGGAGACCCGGGACGCUCGGGCCCUCCGCGGAUGGUGAUGAGCGGGAGGAGAAGCACGGAGCGCUUGGAGAGAGCCUGGAAGGGCGCCGAAGCCGCUGCCUCCCCGCUCCGUCCCGCCCCGCGGGGGGAAGCGGGCGGGAGAGCGAAGGUCUGCUUUUUCUUUCAGCUUUUGCUGUAAGUGUAGUUCCUGAAGGUGCAGAAGAUGAGACUGAACUGUCAGUGUUGCAGAAACCUGAAGAAAGUAGAACAAUCAGUAAAAUAAGCAGAGAAUUAAAAGAAAUUGUAUUUGUCAUCCAGAGUCAAAGUAAUUCUUUUCAUUCCAAGAGAGCAGAAGAUUUAAAAAGAGAUAUUUUAAAACAGGCUGCAGAUCUUGGAAAGGAAUUCCCUACGGUUCUGCUUAUUCAUCAGAUGGACAGUCAUGAAGGUGCAUGGACAAUAUUGCCAUUAAUGAGAGACUUCUCUGUUACCUAUGGUAGGAACUCCUCAUGGAUUUUCUUCUGUGAAGAAGAUACAAGAAUACAAGUUGUAAAACUGCUAGAAAUACUUGGAAGAUUCGACAGGUCUAAGGAGUGGUUUUUAGGUAAAGCAUUAUAUGAUGAAGAAUCUACAAUAAUUCACCAUUAUGCCUUUGCUGAAAAUCCGACAGUCUUUAAAUUUCCAGAUUUUGCUGCUGGUUGGGCACUUAGCAUUCCACUUGUUAACAAGCUUGCGAAGAAGUUGAAGAGCGAACCACUGAAGUCAGACUUUACAAUAGAUUUAAAGCAUGAGAUUGCCCUGUACAUUUGGCAGAAAGGGGAAGGACCACAUCUUACUCCAGUGCCUGAGUUCUGCACAGAUGAUAUGAACUCGUAUAAAGUUGAUUAUUGUGCAACAACAUUCAGUAAUUUUCUACCACUUUGUGGAGAACCAGUGAAAAAGGAAGACAUUUUUGUUGCUGUAAAAACAUGUCGAAAAUUUCAUGAUGACAGAAUACCAGUUGUAAAGCAGACUUGGGAAAGAGAAGCCGCCCUUAUUGAAUACUACAGUGAUUAUGCAGACAUGUCCAUUCCUACUAUAGAUUUAGGCAUACCUAAUACUGACAGAGGUCACUGUGGGAAAACCUUUGCCAUUUUGGAAAGGUUUUUGAAUCAUACCUCUCCCAGAACCCCUUGGUUAGUCAUAGUGGAUGAUGACACACUGAUAAGUAUCUUCAGACUUCGAAAAUUACUCAGCUGCUAUGACCCAAAUGAACCAGUAUUUCUUGGAGAGCGUUAUGGUUACGGCUUGGGAACAGGAGGAUACAGUUAUAUCACUGGCGGAGGAGGGAUGGUUUUCAGCAGAAUAGCUGUUCAGAAACUACUUGCUAGUAAAUGCCGGUGUUACAGCAUGGACGCGCCUGAUGAUAUGGUCCUUGGGAUGUGUUUCAGUGGCCUAGGAGUCCCUAUAACACAUAGUUCACUUUUUCAUCAGGCAAGGCCAAUGGACUAUCCAAAAGACUACCUUUCUCACCAAAUUCCGGUAUCAUUUCACAAGCAUUGGAAUAUUGAUCCGGUGAAGGUGUAUUUCACAUGGCUGGCACCAAACACAGAAGAAUCACAUAAUGGAAAAAAAGUUGGAUAUAACAGAGAAGAUUUAUAAACAGUAGAAGAAUGUAAGUUCUGCAGAUGACAGACAGUCAGUACUGUGAUUUUUGUUUUGUUUCCACUUUCUUCUUCUGUUCAUGACGUAAGAAGGCAGUGUUUUGUUCCUGUUGGUUGAACCUCCUCAGAACAAUGGAAGAAGGCACUUAAAUGACUUUGGGGUUCUUUUGCUUUUGUAUAUCAAUGAACUUGAUACACAUUUAAAAUGUCUUGUACAACUUUACCUGUGUUCUGAUUUGGACUUGGGUCAGACAGCAUCAAUUUACAUUUCCUUCCUUUAUUCUCUCAACAGCUGAAGUUAUGUAUUUGGGAGCCUAACAUUGAAUAUGUGUUGAACAUCUAUUGAACAUCAUCUCUCACUGACCUACAGAAAACAGUUCUCUAAAAUGUUCUGAAACAUUUUCUUAAUAAAUCAUAGAGAAAAGUUGACUUUUUUUCUGUGACCAGGCUCUAGAUUGUGUGAAGGCUGUGCUCCUUUAUGCUCAUUUCAUAUAGAAAUACUGUAAUUUUCUGAGGUAGUUGGACCAGGCACGACCCACUGUUGUACAUUUUAAGUUUAUUGGCAUUUGUGUGGAAUGUCUUGUACAAAAUGGAAAAAAAAAGGUUAAGGACCGGGAUUUCUUAAGUGGCCACGGGAGGUCACUGUGGCUCCUCUUGAAACCUAAGUCACUGUGCAUCUAUUUGGCAAGUAUAAAUGUGACUCUUAAGGAUUUUUUCAGAACUAACACUUCAGUAUUUCUGAUGUGUGCAUUUCAAUAGCAUAUGGAUAACACCUUUAAAAAGUUUGUAGUAUUCCUAAUUUAUGUCACCAAGAUAAGUGAUUUUAUGCAUACAACAUGUAAAGAGUGAUUCAUAUUUAAAAUGUUCUUGAAUUUUUUUUUAGUAAUUCAGUUUUGUAAAAAUGUUUGUACAAAAACUGGCUUUAGUAUGUUCUGAACUAAUUUUUAUAUUGUAAAACUGCUUCUUUUAAGAUGACAGUAUAUGACACUUAUAUGCUGUUAUUUAACUUGGCUUGCUAUAUUGUUACCAAAUACAGGGUCUUAAAGCCAUACUGCUGAAGUAACUUGUGUUUUGGUUUCUUUUAGUAGGUUGUAAAAUUGAUUCCACUCCAAAGAAAAACAAUACUUGCUCUAGAGUCAAAGUAGGGGAGCCACCGAUUCCAGUUUUGGUAAUUACCGAAGUUCUAUACACGUUUGUUUGUAAAUGUAGCUUGUGGAAUUUUAAGCAUUGAAUAGCAAGCACAUAUUUAUCAUAGAAUCAAUUUCUGGUUAAGUAGGAGCAGUCCAUGCUUUUUUUCUUCCCACACUAUCAGUGCCUUAAACAGUAGACGUUUUACUGAUACCGGAACUAUGUUCUCCAGUACCAUGGGUGAAUUGUUAAUUAUGUUUACUGUUUAGAACUGUGACAGCUGAAAGCUGAAUAAAAACAUUCUUUAACCUUUUGCACUUUCUUUGUCUUUGCAAACCAAGUACAGGAUUCUUUAAGCGCCUGUGAAAUAAUUUUACCACUUUAAUUGUAUUUACUGUCAGUUGUACUGAAAGGCAACUUUUUUUUUUCAUGUUCUGUCCAGACAUACUUCCCCAGAUUAAGUUAAUUUUCAGUCUCUGGUUUUGUGCAAAUGGAAAAUGCUUUUUC